This is a messenger RNA of Penicillium concentricum, 1047 nucleotides long. RefSeq lists its product as uncharacterized. The transcript is spliced from 2 exons. NCBI's taxonomy places the organism in Eukaryota, Fungi, Ascomycota, Eurotiomycetes, Eurotiales, Aspergillaceae. The coding region runs from base 1 to 1047 and encodes 348 amino acids. The record is from RefSeq and is a predicted model, not a curated record. Gene Ontology annotation, biological process: transmembrane transport.
AUGCCCCAGGCCUGGUGCGCUGCCGAAACUCAGUACGCCAUGCAACUCAGAUCACGUUCUUGGAUGUUAGUCCUCAUCUUUACUCUCAAUAUCCUAGCCUGUGAAGCUGGAUGGAUAAGCAAGUUUCAAUGCGGUUCGUCUGAGUUACGUGACCCACGGGAUACCCCAUUCCGAAUCGAUAGCCUCCGUGGUAAAUUUGAGAGCCCGACAAUAUUUUCAUUAUCAAUACUGGCGAUCCACAACACGACAUAUUUCACAUGUAGCAACAUCGACCUACCGUUGCGUGAGACUUCCUUUCGCUUCCAUGUGCUCGGUAUCCCAGUUGGGCAUAUGGAAAGCUUUCACAGCCAGUGCCCUCUACCGAUAACUGAGACCCUGACACCUCCGGAAGGCACACUUUUCUCAAAUUACGAGAUCUUGUACUCUUUUGGAAAUGCCCAUCAGCUCCAAACUGCCGUUGCAGAGAUCAAUUUCAGGACACAAGAUGGUGCCCAGCUCGAUUGUGUAGUAGCUAAGAUCACCCCGAAGAUCGGCACAGCAGCCUCUGUGAUACUCACGUAUCUCCCUGCUGUUGUGAUGGCCCUGGUUGGUGUUGCUUCAUGGAAGACACAUGCAAAUGACGCGCUGAGAUGGAUUUCCUUAAUUGAAAGCAGGGCCACCUGGUCUAUUCUGGGUCCAAUGUGGGAAAUCAUUUCCGAUAUAGCUGGCUAUUUACAGUAUCUGCAGUUCAUCUUUCUGGCUGGCUCGCUUACUUUGAAGUACCCUGGAUUCUAUCAACCGAUAGUCAGCCAAGUGGCUUGGUCUUCGCUUCUAUAUUGGACGGGCCCCAUCAAUCAUGGUUUUACUUAUCCUGGAGUGGAAGAUGGCAUGUAUGUCACCAAUGGGUCUUACGGGCUUGAGUUCAUGUCUCAAACGCUUGGCUUUCCUCAGAUGCCAGAUAUCACGAUUGAUUCAUUUGUCAACCUCUCAAUUCUCCUCUUCGCUGUCGUUAUCAUUUCUUUGAUCCUGUGUCUGAUAAUAUCACGACUCAAUGGGGGUUCCACCUGA